UGCGCAGUCGCGUGCCCAGCCUGGUAGUCGAGUCGACCCGACGAACGCCUCCGCCAUUUUAACGCCGGCUAAGCCCUCGACAACUGCUGAAUUUUAUCCGUCUGUCUCGCAGCCAUCAUGACUGAAGAUUACUUCUGGGGAGUUACUUUAAAAAAGAACAAAGAUAAGGAGGUAUGGGACCCAGAUAUGAAAGCCGUAGAUGGCAAUGAAUCACAAGGCAUCCGAGGAGAACACACACUUCUUGUUAAACAGAUAGUAUUAGGAGCAGAUGCAAAAGAUGGAGAGGUUAACGUGGUAGAAGUUGAGGCUAUGGGUUAUAAAUCAGAUGUCAGAUUUCCCAUUGCAGUUAUGAAAGGAGGUGGUCCACAGUCCCAGGCAGUGCUCGACCUCCUCUUCCCGGAUCCGCCUGUCACAUUCCACCUAGUCAAAGGCUCUGGACCAGUCCACCUCCUUGGAAACCACACAGUUGGAAGUGAAUUGGUGGGGGAUGACGAUGAAGAAGAAGAUCUAGAAGAUGAACUCGACGAGGAAGACCUUGACGAUUUGGAAGAGAGUCCAGAGAGGAAUAAUAUUGAAGAUAAGAAACGUAAAAUUGCCCAAGCUAAUUCAACAAAGAACAAAGGAAAAAAAGCCAAGUUAGAUGAGAAGUAAAGGCCAUCAAUGUUCUUCUCCCACCCCCCUGUUUCAAUGUUAGGCCAUCAGUACAUAUGUGAAUGCAAGAAAAUUGAUUAAUGAGAGUGUCAGGCAUCAUGAAGGAGAUAAAUUUAAUUUUACAUUUAAUUUGCUCGUUUCUCAGGCAUGUUUAGACAUUUUUUUUUUCUUGUAUGUUUCCUUUUUUUUAUUGUAAAUUUAUCUGUACAUUUUUGUCAAGUUUUAUGCAAAUCAAUAACGUGUAAACCAUUCUUACAAAAAUAAUUAAUGAUUCUUAAUAUUUACAUGCAACUGUAUUUUUUCCCUUUAAUAUAUUAUAUUCCUUUUUUUUUACAUAAUUGUGCUAUUUGUUCCUACAUGGAUAUGACAACCUAAUUUUUUGUCCAGUAUCAUUAGUUAUUUUAGUUUUUAUAGGAUCAACUAUUUGCAAAAACAGCAUUGUUUACCACACCUGGAACAAGUGUUCACAAAACUUGUUAAAAUAAAAUUAAAACAGAUCAACUUUAAACAACA
Messenger RNA from Cimex lectularius (bed bug), 1164 nucleotides. RefSeq names its product nucleoplasmin-like protein ANO39. The coding region runs from base 118 to 651 and encodes 177 amino acids. Gene Ontology annotation, biological process: chromatin remodeling. The transcript has 6 exons. The record is from RefSeq and is a predicted model, not a curated record. Lineage: Eukaryota; Metazoa; Arthropoda; Insecta; Hemiptera; Cimicidae. Gene Ontology annotation, molecular function: chromatin binding; RNA binding; histone binding. Gene Ontology annotation, cellular component: nucleoplasm; nucleolus; cytoplasm.